CCAGCCCGCGCGCGGCGCGCGUGUAUAGUUUUUGGUACCUAUUUUAAAAUGAAAAUUCAUGCUAUAGCAAUCGGCGAAUUGUGCAUCGUCCGUAUGUCAUCCGUUAAUGAAAUAUGAAAUUUAUUUAUAAAAAAUAAAUUUGCCUCACAAUAUCUGCUAUAUUUUCUUUUCCAGAAAUGAAAUAAAUGUUAUAUAAAUUUUUAUGAGACGCAUCUUCAAUCUAGUUUGGCCGCCAUAACUGAAGCUCGUUCGGAGUCCCUGAGUCCGUGUUGUGCUAUUUUUUUGUUGUUUAUAGAACAGUGGUUUUUGAUAAUGAUUAAAUAUGGAUUUUCCUGAACUAUACUGAUAUCAUGGACAUUAUUGUUAUGUGAAGUGAUUGAUAAUAAAGGAGAAUCGAUGUAAUUACUUUCUUCGAAAAAUCAGUAUUUUUAGUUCAUCCGCCAUAUUGGCGUUAAUGUCUUUUCGUGUGAAGUAAACAGUGCUAAGUUUACUUCAGCAUUCCUGUCCUUAGUUGCUAACCAAUCUGCCAUUGCAAAAAGGUGGGACUAUUUACCAACUAUUUAAUGGGAUGAAUAGCUACUGGGUGCAAAAGCACCGAAUCAUAGUAAUAUGGUAGACAAGUUUAUAGUUAUUGGAGGAUUAAGCUGAUGCCUCUUAGUCAGAAACUCUACGAGCCUCUUGUUACAAUUGAGGUAGAUAGCAGACUCGAGCACGAUGCAGCAAGCUGUGGACCCUUUGGCCACCACCAGCACGCCCACGGCGGAGCCGGUGAAUGGGGCCGGCAUGGAGGACGGCGCGCGGCGGCAGGGCCGGGUCACUAAUCAGUUGCAGUUCCUGCAGAAGAAUGUCAUGAAGGCAGUAUGGAAACACCAGUUUGCGUGGCCAUUCCACCAGCCAGUCGACGCCAAAAAAUUAAACCUCCCUGAUUACCAUAAAAUUAUCAAAAAGCCUAUGGAUUUGGGCACCAUCAAAAAACGUCUCGAGACAAACUACUACCAUUCAGCGCAAGAAUGUAUACAGGACUUCAACACCAUGUUCACCAAUUGUUACGUGUACAACAAGCCAGGGGAGGAUGUGGUCGUCAUGGCGCAGACUCUGGAGAAACUCUUCCUCAACCGGAUCGCGCAGAUGGAGAAAGAGGAGAAGGAGAUCGAGACUCCAUCGAAGGGUGCGAAGGGUGGCGCGAAGAAGCGGCCGGGCGGCAGCUCGACCGGCGCGGCGGUGCCGGCGGCGGCGCCCCCCGCGCCCGCGCCCCCGCGCGCCGUCAAGGCGCCCCCGCACCCCGCGCUCGUCGGCUCCACCAAUAGCACGACGGCGCCCGCGCUGCCCACCGCUGCCCCUGUGCCCCCAGUGGCCGCUACCCACACCGGCCUUCCGCAGCAGGUGGCGACUCAGCCCUCAAAUUUUCAUGUGGCUCCUCCUGUGACGCAGCCAGUUCCAACCAUGCCCGCUGUCACCCUGUCUCAAACACAGCCGGCGAAAGUGAAAAAGGGAGUUAAAAGAAAGGCUGAUACGACAACGCCUAUGGGUAGCUCCUUCGAAGGCGGCUACACGACGCCCACGAUCGACCAGCAGGGUGGACCUAAACCAGCAAAAAUUUCAACUAGACGGGAAAGUGGACGUCAGAAAAAGACGGGUCGGGCGGGCGACGACGGCUUCAAGAUGGGCGUGGGCGGGCUGUCGCCGGGCGCGGGCGGCGCCGCGGCCCCGCACCACUCCGCCAUGACACCGCAACUAGCCAAGGGGAAGGAGAAGCUCUCUGAUGCUCUCAAAAGUUGCAAUGAAAUCCUAAAGGAGCUAUUCUCAAAGAAACAUUCAGGCUACGCAUGGCCGUUUUACAAGCCUGUAGAUGCCGAACUGCUUGGACUUCAUGACUAUUUUGAUAUUAUAAAGAAACCAAUGGAUUUAGGAACUGUUAAACAAAAAAUGGACAACAGAGCUUACAAAACGGCAGCAGAAUUCGCAACAGAUGUCCGUUUAAUAUUUACGAAUUGCUACAAGUAUAACCCGCCAGAUCACGACGUUGUCGCGAUGGCUCGUAAACUACAAGAUGUUUUUGAAAUGAGAUAUGCCAAAAUCCCGGACGAGCCGCUGCACGGCGGCGCGCCGCACAUGGAGAAGGGCAGCUCGGCGUCCAGCUCCGAGUCCGGCUCCGAGUCCGACUCCGAGUCCGACGACUCCGAGGAGGAGCGGAACAACAAAGUCAAAUUAUUAGAAAAAGAAUUGCUCGCCCUUCAAGAGAAAAUGCGGAAGUUAGUCGAUGAAUCAAAUCAAAAGAAGAAGGCGAAAAAGAAAGUGAAAGACAAAACGAAAAAACAGAUCCCUAAUAGCAGUGCCGGGCCUUUGCCGAAACCGAAUGUGACUACCGCAUAUGGUGCUAAGGCGAACAAUAUCAGUGAAAAUCUUGCGGCAAACGCAGUCCGAGGCAAGCCGGGCGGCAAGCGCGGCGGCGGCGGCGGCGCGGGCGCGGGCGGCAAGGCGGGCAGCGCGCGCGGCGCCGCGGCCGGCAAGCGCAAGAGCUCCGCGCCGGCCGCGCCGCCCGCGCACGCGCCGCCCCACGCCGACUCCGACGAGGAGGACCUCGCCAAGCCCAUGUCCUACGACGAGAAGCGACAGCUAUCGCUCGACAUCAACAAACUGCCGGGAGAUAAGCUUGGCAAGGUGGUGCACAUUAUCCAGAGCAGAGAGCCAUCGUUGCGCGACUCCAACCCUGAUGAAAUAGAGAUUGACUUUGAAACUCUGAAACCGUCCACACUUCGAGAACUAGAGAAUUAUGUCGCGUCAUGCCUUCGAAAAAAGACACAUCGUAAAGUGUCCGGGAAAACAAAAGAUGAGCAAAUGGCUGAAAAGAAACAAGAGUUAGAAAAACGGUUGCAGGAUGUGUCUGGGCAAUUGGGAGCACAAAAGAGCAAACAACAAGCUAAAAAAGACGGCAGCAAGGAGGGCCUGGCGGCGGGCGGCGGCAUCUCGUCGUCGUCCAGCUCGUCGGACUCGUCCAACUCGUCCUCCAGCACCGACACCAGCUCGUCCGACAGCAGUGACAGCGAAGCAGGAACUGGUUCCGGCAGAACCCCUAAAAAGAAGGCCAAGAAGCUGCAGCAAGUCCCACCGCUAACUGUAAAUAAGGCAUCAAUUCCCGUCCCAACGGUAGCGACGACGGUGGCGACGCCCGCGGUACCAGUGCCGACGAGUGAGGCGCCUCCCGCCGCGCCGCCCGCGCCCGCGCCCGCGCCCGCCCUCGUGGAGCCGGCCGCGCCCGCGCCGCCGCCCGCCGCGCCACCCGCGCCCGUCGACACCGCGCCUGCGCCCGCCGCACCGCCCGCGCCCACUGCGCCGCCCACUAACAAUAACCUACCCGACCCUGCGCCCGCACCGCUUAUACCCGACAUUGAUCAGAAACUACCUGUCAAGACGGAGCCUAGAAAUGGCCUCGACAAGGUUGACGCCUCGCAGUACAUCGAUCCGAUCGAGCGAUCGCUGGCGAGCCUGGAGAGAAGCCUUAAGGCUGAAGUACCUAUGGACAUGAAUGUGGGAGUCUCUGACUCCUCAAUGCGACUCGAGGACGACUUUUCCCUCACGAAGCCGCAAAUAAUGUCCGAUACACACAACCUGAUGGCUCAGCUGGGGGGCCUCACGGACAUGGCUCAUUUGGCUGAACCUAUAAAGACCGAACACAGCAUGUACAUGCCGGUGCAGCACAACGGUUACAUGGACAAGAGCAUGGGGCACGAGCUGGGCGCGGGCGCGGCGCGCGGGGCGGACGCGGCGCCGCUGCCCGCCUCGCUGUUCGACCCCGCGCCCUCCGUCAUCCACCCCCCCGCGCCGCCCGCGCCCGCGCCCGCCGCGCUCGCGCCCCUCGCCGCGUCGCAUCCCGCGCUGCACCUCGCGCCGCACAUCAAGAAGGAAGACACUAAGCCGCUACUCACGCCCAAACCUAUCGAGGACCUCCUUAGUGUACCCAACAUGGUCAACAAUAACAUUAACGACAUCAACAAGUAUAGCGAAAUGGAAAAGAAGAUGGAAGAAGCGAAAAAUUUAAAUUUCGCUCAAGCUUUUAAAUUAAAACAGGAACAAAACUUAAAGAAUGCCAGCUCCUGGUCCUCAUUGGCGCAAACUGGGAGCCCUCAGACCACUCCAAACCCAACAGUGACCAACCAAAUAAAGCAAAAGCCCGUUGUUAUGGACAGUUUUCAAAUAUUUAAAAAACAAGCGAGGGAGAAAAUAGAUAGACAAAGAGCACUAAUAGAGCAGCAGGAGAUGAGGAAGAAGGAGCAGGCGGCGGAGCGCGAGCGCCAGCGCCAGGAGACCGAGCGCCGCCACCCCGACGAGGAGAAGUCCAGCAGGGCCGUGGGUAUGGUGGCUCCUAUCGCGCGGCGCGAGGGCGAGGCGUCGCCCACGGUGUCGCCGGCGCCGCGCCCGUCGCCGCCCGCGCCCGCCGCGCCGCCGCCGCCCGACAAGCCCGCCGCCUCCGAGCGCGCGCUGCAGCGCCAGAGGGAGCAGGAACGCCGACGGAGGGAAGCCUUGGCCGGUCAAAUAGACAUGAAUAUGCAGAGCGAUCUAAUGGCCGCCUUCGAGGAAUCCCUUUAAUGUGUAUCGUUAAAUAAAUAAUUGUACAGUUAUUCGUGUAAUGGAAAUGCAAUAUAAUAAAUAGGGUGAAUUCGACAUUGGUGUGCUAUUGUGAUUGUGCGUGAAACUGUUGACUAACAAGUGGUUAAGUGCUGUGAAUAGAUAUACUUACUUAUCUUAAAUUAUACUGUUGUAUGUACCAUCAAAAUAGACUUUGUGCUCGUGAGUAUAGGACCCUGUCGUCGGGGUUGCAUUUUAAAUAGUGUAUUAUAUUAAAUCUGUGUAAGUUCUAAAUCGUAAUGAACUCUCUUUACGUGUGUAAGAUUAUAUUUAUAUUUUUUUGUCAAAACAACUUUGACUUCCAUAAUUGUUUUCUAGUACCUAUUGUGACUAAACUAGUAGUGAUUAAAAAAAUCAACACAGUUCUCUUAAUUACUGUUAAUAACAAUCGUUUGAACCAUGAAAAUAUUUAAUGUUAAUAAUUCACGCGUUUUAUUUUUGCAUUGUCAGAUGUUUUAUUUCUUAUAUGCUUUACUAUGUACUAUGUUUUGUUUGCUUUAAUAUGGAUCACACAGCAGCAGGCACUAUUUUCUUGCAAUUAUAAAAUGCGUGAUGUAAUAUUUAUUAGUAAAUAAAAUUGAACUUGUCUGUUACAUAUGUAUUCGAUUUUUGAUAAAUAUUGCUAUGUUAGUAGAUUUUUUAUCAGUCUUGUCAUGAUUUGAAGCCAGAUCAAAUGUCAUACAUUUGGUUUGAAAUUUUAAAAUAAUAUAUUUAGGUAAUUUCAAUUGGAAAUGUCUUUUUAUGUUUGUAGAUAGAGCUCCAGUUUUGUACUAAAUAUUGAACUAUUCACAAUGGGUAUGGAAUGAAAAUAGUAGUACCUACCUAUCUAAUGAAAACAUUGUAUAUUUAUAAGCAAAUUUUCAUUUCAGUCAUUUACUCAGAAUCAAAUCAGAUGUAGAUACGAAGUAAAUAUAUUGACAUUCCAUAUUGUA
This is a messenger RNA of Plutella xylostella (diamondback moth), 5558 nucleotides long. Its product is annotated as bromodomain-containing protein 3. Gene Ontology annotation, biological process: chromatin remodeling; regulation of DNA-templated transcription. The record is from RefSeq and is a predicted model, not a curated record. Gene Ontology annotation, cellular component: chromatin; nucleus. Lineage: Eukaryota; Metazoa; Arthropoda; Insecta; Lepidoptera; Plutellidae.